Molecule: messenger RNA, 6723 nt
Organism: Cylindrotheca closterium
Lineage: Eukaryota; Bacillariophyta; Bacillariophyceae; Bacillariales; Bacillariaceae
Source: the annotation of a GenBank genome assembly
AUGGCUGACGACGAUAAGGGACGUCUUGGGGGGCGUUUUGGAGCAGGAUUUGCAUCUCUCCGACAACAGGCGGAAAAACUGAGUAGCAAUGUCACAUCACAAGUUUCGGAAAUGAAUACCAAGAUUCAGGAGACAGCCACCAAAAUCAAUUUGGCCCCCGAGGGCAAAGCUGCUGCGCCUACACCCGCGUCGGCCGAAAAAUCAGUAGGUGGUGGUGGUGGUGGUCUUGCCAAUGCUUCCCGAGAAGAAUUGGUCGAUGUCUUGCAAAAAAUGAACAAAAAAGUCAAGGCACUGAGUGCCUUGCGAGCUCAAUUGACGGAAAAGUUGCAAAAGACAGAACUAGAACGAGAUAAAUUGGUCAUAUUUUCCAAGGAGGAAGUUCUUAAGGGUGUUGAUGUGACUACAAUUGAUGACAAACAGUCGUUGGUUCCACAGUUGCAACUACUUUGGCAGUCCAAGGAGGAGCAAGACAAACAGCAACUGGACCAACUGAAGUCUUUACUGAGAUCCAGCGGAGGGGAUAAUGCCGCUGCUUCCAAUUCGAAUGGCAAAGAAAUUGAAACUUUGAAAGCACAAUUGAAACAAGAGCACGAGCGAGAAACCAAAGUAUUGAAGGAUGAAAUUGCCAAGCUAAAGCAAGGGGCGACUAGUGCACCUGAAGAUGCCCCCAGUACACCUGCUGGAGAUGGGAAUACUUCUGAAUUGGAAGCCCUCAAGGUCAAACAUGCUGAAGAUAUGAAAAAGCUCAAGCAAGCGGCCGCCAUGCAACUCCAAAAUUUCAAAAAGAAGGUAGCCACCGCCCGGGCUACUGAAUUAGAAAAGGUCAAGGCCGCAGCGGAAGCCGAGACAAGAGCCAAGAUGGAAGAGGAGAUGAAGGCAAAGGGAGGCGAUUCGAAACCGAGUGGGGACCAACAAAAGGCCCCUGAUGCUGCCGAGACAGAAGAGCUGAAGAAACAACAUGCACAGGAGAUUGAAAAAAUAAAGGCGGCUCUCGAGGCAGAGCAAGCUAAUGCCCUGAAGCAGGCUAUCGAAAAGCAUGAGACUGAAAAGAAGAAGAUGACAGAAGAGUCAUCGACAAAACUGAAGCAGGAAAUCGAACGUGCUCGAAAUGUAAUCCAACAAGCUACGAAAAAGCAAGCGGAUGCACAAGCAGAGAAGCUGUUAGUCACCAUGAAUUUACAAGGCAAAGAACACCAAGAGGAGCUAGAUAAAAUUCGAGCGGUGUGUGAUCAACGUGUCAAGGAGGCGGAAGAAAAGCUUCAGAGUCAACAGAAGGGAUCAAAGGAAUCGUCAAAUAGUCUUAAAAAAUUACAAGAUGCCAACAAGGUUCAAAUCGAAAAGCUUCAAAAGGAGUUCAAGCAGCAAUCAGAGAAGCAGGAAGCUGAAUGGAAGAAGAAGUACGAAGAUCAAGCCAAGGAUCUCACCGCAGCUGCCGCCGCCGGAGAAUCGAAGCAGACUGAAGUCAAAUUGAACGAGCUGAAGAUGCAGUUGACAGCACAAUUCGAGGCAGAAAAGAAAAAGAUUCAAGAGCAGCAACAAGCCGAGAUGAAAAAGGUGCAAACCGAAAUGUCAGCUGCAACCGACAAGAAGCUGAAGGAGUUGCAAGCAAGUACGGAAUACCUGAAAAAGAGUGUGGCAGACCAAAAGGCAACAGAACUCAAAAAGCUUCAAAAAAGUCUGGAAGACAAAUUCGCAGCGGAGAAGGUUAAUGCAGCAAAGACUCAUUCGGGGGAAGUUGAAAAGCUCAAGGCCGAAAUUGCCAAUGCUAGUCAGAAGCAAGCUGAGAUACUGAAGAAUUCUUCGGAGAAAGAAAAGCAAGAUCUAGCGCAACAGAAGGAAGCGGAAUUGAAGAAGCUUCGUUCGGAACUUACUGAAGCGUUCGGAAAAGAGAAGCAAGCCCUCGAAAAGCAACACAGUGCAACGAUAGAAAAGAUGAAAUCUGAGCUCUCCGCUGAGGCGCAGAAGAAGAUUUCUGACCUAAAAAAGGCCGCAGCGGACGAAAAGAAGAAGCUCGUCUCGCAAAACGACAAGAAAUUCUCUGAUGCAAUCGAAAAGACAAGGUCAGACUUGCAAAAGGGUCAUAAAGAGGAACUUGCUAAAGCCGUGGAUGAAGCCAGGGCAGGCACUUCGGACCAAUUGAAUGAGAUGAACAAGAAGCUCGAAGAACAAGCAAAGUCGUUGAAAGAGAAGUCAGAAAAGGAGAGGAUAGAGGCAGUGAAGGUAGCCAAAGCCGGAGUUACCAAGGCUGUGACGGAGAAAUUCGAAGCCAAGCUGAAGGAGAUGAAACAAGAAAUGGAGAAGAGCAAAUCUGGUCAAGUGCAAACCAUACAGAAGCAAUACGACGAGUCAGCAAAGAAGCUCACGGCUGCAGAGCAAACGAUUACAGAGCUUCAAAAGAAAUUGGAUGAAGCCACGAAGGAGCUGAAGGAUACAAAGGAUCAAAUUCAAAUUAUGACAAAAGAAAACCAGGAGAAGAUCGAUUCAUUGAAGAAAGAUCUUCAGGCGCAGGCGCAAACAACACUUGAGCAAUCGAAGCAAAGCAUCAUAUUGCAAGCCGAGAAAGAGAAUGCACAAAAGUUGGAGAAGCUGCAGAAGGAUAAGGAGAAUGAAAUCAAAACUCUGCACAAGAAACUGACUGAUGAGAAGGCAGCCGAACUGAAGAAGGUUUUCGAUUCUCAUGCUUCCAAUUUGGAAGGUGUCAAGAAGGAGCAGGCAAGUGAGCUGAAGCAAAAGAUAGACCAAGCUUUAAAGAAUGCUGUUCAAAAGAAGCAGAAGGAAUUGGACGAGUUCAAGCAGCAAGCGGAAGAAAAGUUGUCGAAGGAAAAGAGUGCAAUAGAAAACAGCACCAAACACCAAAUAGCUGCAGUAAGGAAGGAGGAAGCCGAGAAGUUGGCAAAGGCGCUCGAAGCUGAGAAAUCAAAGGCGAAGGAAGUGAUGGAGAUGACCUCCAAGUUUGAGAAACAGUCCAAGGAAUUGCAAGCUGUUUCGAAGAAGACAGCUGACGAGCUCGAAGCCGCCGUUCGUAGAGAGAAGUCUUUGCAAGAGAUGGUGCAGGGUUUGGAACAAAAGAUUGGAGCGAUGGAUGAUGAGAGGAAAGCGAUUUUGGAUGCUGCAAAGGACGGAGAAAAGAAUUCCCAAAAUUUGGUUCAGGAGUCACUUAAGAAGCAAAGGGACUCGUACGAAAAGAUGAUGAAAGAACAGACGGACAAUCACGGCAGCGAGGUCAAAUCCUUGAACGAGAAGGUUUCCAAGCUUGACAAGACUAUAACAAGUUUGAAUGAGAAAUUGGAAUCCACGGAGACAGAACGGAGCAAGAGCAUGGAGACAAUGAAGUCGGAAAAGGCCAAGAUCGAAAAGGAGCUUCAAGAUUCAAAGAAGUUGGUGAAGGACAUGUCUGAUUCGUCUAAGAAAAUGGAAGAGGCAGGGAAGGCGUUGCAGGCAAGAAAUGAUAAGCUUGCAGCGGAUCUCCAAAGCACGGCAGCCGAAAUCAAAAGAAUGAAUGGCAUGGUGUCGCAAUUUGAAAAGGCGACGGAAGCUAACGUGGCAGAGAAGACCAAACUUGAGAAGGAAUUGGAGGUGUCAAAGAAACUGGUGAAGGAUAUGUCAGAUUCCUCUUCGAAGAUGCAAGGUGCCGAGAAGGCAUUGAAAACAAAAAACGACAAGCUCGUGGCGGAUCUCAACGUUUUGACCAAAAAGCACGAAACCGAAGUCAAGACGUUGAAUGAGAAUAUUUCCAUUUUGGACAAGAAUAUUAGAACUCUUAACGAGAAACUGGCAUCCAAAGAGACGGAGUACAAGAAGGGGUUGGAAAGUCUGAAUGCAGAAAAGUACAAAACCGAAAAAGAACUUGAGCUCUCUAAGAAGCUGGUUAAGGAAAUUUCCGACUCUUCGUCGCAGGUGCAGGGCGCAGAGAAGGCGCUAAAAGCACAAAACGACAAACUGGUAGAAGAUAUGAAGGCAGCCAACAAAAAGCACGAAUUCGAAGUCAAAUCGUUGAUCGAUAAGGUUUCAGCGCUAGACGAAACGAUAUCGAAAUUGAAUCAAAAUGUAGCUUCGAAGGAAGCUGAGUUGAAGAAGACCACCGAGACCAUGAAGCUGGAGAAAGCCAAGAUCGUAAAGGAGCUCGAGGCUGCGAAGAAGCUUUUGAAGGAUUCAUCUUCGAAGAUGCAGGGCACAGAGAAGGCGCUGAAAGCACAAAACGACAACCUGACAGAAGACCUUGAGGCAUCCAGCAAGAAGCACGAGGCGGAAGUCCAGUCGUUGAAUCAAAAGGUAUCCCAACUUGAUAAGACCAUUGGAAUUCUGAAUGAGAAGUUGGCGACGAAGGAAGCUGAGUUCAAAAAGAGUACGGAGGCCGCCAGGGCAGAAAAGGCCAAGAUUGACAAAGAACUGGAGGCCGCAAAGAAGUUGGUGAGAGACACAUCGGAUGCGUCAUCAAAGAUGCAAGGUGCAGAGCAGACGCUGAAGCAAGAGAAUGAGAGAUUGGCUGAGGAGUUGAAUAAACUACGUUCGACCCUGAAAGAAGAAUCUGAAAAGGUUACGAAGAUGACUACUAACUCGGCAACUGAACUAUCAACGUUGAAAUCCAGUCUUGAAGGUGCUAACAAAGAGCUUGCAGUAUUGAAGGAGAAAUACGAGGCUUCAAUGAAGAAGUUGCAGCAAGCAGUAUCCACCAAGGUUCCGCCCGAAAAGCUGACACAACUUGAAACUCAAGUUUCGACUCAGACGAAGGAGCUCGCAGAUGUUAAGUUUUCUCAUGAGCAACAGAUGAAGGAAUUGUCGCAGCAGCUGAAGAAGAUGCGAGACGAGAAAGCACAAGCCGAAAAACAAAUCGAGGAGCUCGGUUCGCAAGCUGGACAGGCAACUGAAAAGGAGUCACAACUCCAAGAACUCCAAUCAAAAUACGCGGAGGCCAUGAAGAAAACCGAGGAGGAACACGCGAAUGCCAAGAAGAAGCUGGUGGAAGACUUGACUUCGCAGUCCAAGGAUCUUGAAAGUCGUCUCAAGGCAGAAAUGGAUGCUGAAGCGAAGAAGCAUGAAGACGAAUUGAAGCAGUUGAAGAACAAGAUGGCAGACCAUGUGGAUAAGAUGAAGGCUCAAAUGAUGACUAAGCUAACAGAAGAAAGAGAAAAGUCGAAGGCUGUUCAAGAUGCUACGGCUGAAAAAGACUCGAAACGAGAUGAGAAGGUCAAUAAGCUCGCAGCACAAUUGAAAACCAUUUCGGAGGCCGCAAAGAAGGGCCAAGAAGAAAGGAUUCAACUACAGAAGUCACUUGAAAAGGAAGCAGCAGCAAAGAAGCAGCUUACAGAGGAGCUGGAACAGCAAAAGAAGCUGUUUAGGGAAGCUGAAUCAAAGAGCAAGGCAGCUGAAGACGCUUUGAAGCAGAAAUCGAACACUACAGAGAACGCCGUAGCAGAAUUUGAGAAGAUGAAGGGAAUGUUGGAUGCCAAGACAAACCAGGUCGAAGAGCUAAGUGGAAAGUUGAAUGCUCUCUCGACAAACUUGAACAUCAUGGCAGAAGAUGCGAGGGAAAAGGAGAAUGCAAUUGCAGACGCGAAGAGGCAAAGAGCCAAGUUGGACCUGAGUGAAACUGAGAUUGAAAACAUGAGACAGGAGAUGAACAAGCUAAAGCUCGAAUUGACAAAAACAAGCCAGCUUGCAAACCGCCUUCAAAGCGAAAAGGAAGCGAGUGAGCAAAACCAUGGACAACGAACGGCGAUGAUGGGCAUGCUCGAAAAUCAACUCGCUGAAGUGAAUGAAAAGAACGCAGAAGUCAACGCAAAACUGGAAGCAGCCAUCUACGAUCUCAGCCAAAGAGACGAAAGUCUCAAGGCGUUCGAAAGGGAUUUGAAGGACGCACAAGAUGCACUUGCUUUGGCAGAGAAGGGAAAGAAGGAAUCCAGCGAGAACGCGUUGCAGGCUCAAAAGGGAGCAGCUAAGAGAAACAACAUGGUGACCGAAAGUCUUCAACGGGAAUUUCAGCAACUGCAACAGUCUUCAGCCCGAAAGAGUGCUGCGGCUCAAAAACUCAUCCAAGAGAAGGAAUCCGAAUGCGCGGAACUCCGAACAGAAAACAGGAAGCUCAAGCAAGAGGUGGACAAGGGGUCCUUGAGCGAUAGAAAAAUUUUCGAACUUGCCGAAAUGCAAAGCAAUCGCGAAUCCGCACAAGCUUCGGAAAUCGAAGUCCGAGAUCGUGCAUUGGAACGAUUGACUACAGCACUGCUGAAGCGAGACGGAGAUUUGGCAGCCGCCGAAAGAACGGCACACGAGAUCGAGGCUCAAGUCGAAGAAUUGUGCCGUGUGAAACGUCGCGAGGACGUCAACAUGGACUACUUGAAGAGCAUCAUUGUCCAAUUUCUGUCCAAACCUCCUGGAACAAGCGAACGAUCCGCUCUUCUGCCAGUUUUGGCAACGUUGCUACAAUUCGAUGCUACUGAUUACAAGUUGAUCGAACAAGGAAAGCAAAAGCUAUCUUGGUUUGGUACCCACGAGCCAGUAAUGAUUGGUGGCGAAAGGGGUGCAGCAGCUGCCUCAGUCGCCACUACAGUUCUGGCUGACUUGGGGGCGGGCAUGGCCAGUAUGUUGGCUGGAACUGCCGCCACCUCCACGCCGGGACAAGCCCCCACACCACCAACCCUCGCUGGUGCAUCAGCGGAGGUUUCCAUUUCCAACGACCAAACAAAGUCCAACCCAUCAAGUCGAACCACUUCGCUACAGUUUUAG